AUGGGGAGUCAGAGUCAGAGUCAGCAACUCAUGGGAUGGAAUUUUAAGAAUGAUUUCGACCAAGUUCCAUUCCCUAAGAAUGAAUUCGGCGAAGUUCCUUUCUCUCCCACGUACCAAAUACCUUCAUCUGACUUCAGCGCAAAUGACAGCGGAUGUUUAGGACUGGAUUGGCCUUAUGGAUUAGCCGUACCUUGCACGGGACCGGAUCCUUUAUUCGAAGAAACCCUAGCCAUUGAACCAACACAAAGCGUGCAAGACUAUGACUUUUACGACCUCGAUAUUAAGAAGGGACUAGCAGUGUGGAAUGAGAUUGACGAUGGGUUUGAUUCAGAUAACCCUGUUUAUGUACUCUGCAAGAAAGGAGAAAGUGGGAAGGAAGUGGAGGAGGAAGAAAGCGAGGUGAAGCGAACAGGCAGAGAAGAGAGAAGUGGCAGCACCAAGUUGUUGUCAAGGAAGGCUAUUUCUCAGUACUUCUAUAUGCCCAUAACACAGGCUGCCAAGGAGCUUAAUGUGGGCCUAACACUUCUGAAGAAGAGGUGCAGAGAAUUGGGAAUAAGAAGGUGGCCUCACAGGAAACUGAUGAGCCUGCAAACUUUGAUAAACAAUGUGAAGGAGCUAGGAAAAGAAGGGGACCGAGACAGUGAAGAGAAACUGAGGAACGCGCUUGAGAUACUGGCUAAGGAAAAGAAGUUGAUGGAGGAGAUGCCGGAUUUGCAGCUUGAGGAUAACACAAAAAGGCUCAGACAGGCUUGUUUCAAAGCCAACUACAAGAAAAGGAAGCUCAUGGGAUCUUCAGCGGAAUUGGAGUCUGCAAGGAAUGGAAAUAAUUAUGACGAUCAAGUACAGGACAUCAAGCAUCUGUUGCCACCAGUCCCUCUCCAUUUUACAACAUAAAUGUUCUUUCCAGCUUCACCUCCUUCUACUAAUAAUUAGUUUCCCCUUUUUUUUUUUUUUAAGACAACGAGGGGGGAGGGAGGAGGAUGUUGGUGACAGACUGAUUCUGGAUGUUGGUGUCUGUCUGA
Prosopis cineraria is the source of this 1022-nucleotide messenger RNA. RefSeq names its product protein RKD1-like. The coding region runs from base 1 to 894 and encodes 297 amino acids. NCBI's taxonomy places the organism in Eukaryota, Viridiplantae, Streptophyta, Magnoliopsida, Fabales, Fabaceae. The transcript is spliced from 4 exons. The record is from RefSeq and is a predicted model, not a curated record. Gene Ontology annotation, molecular function: DNA-binding transcription factor activity.